AUGGGUCGAUUGGAAGGCAAAACUGUAGUAGUGACAGGCGCAUCAGCCGGAAUAGGGUACUUUACGGCGUUAGAGUUCGCCAAAGAAGGCUCAAAUGUCAUCGCCACUGCUCGCCGAAUGGACAAAUUACAGGCUCUUGCCGAUGAAGUGAAAGCCAAUUACCCAAAAUCAAAGGUGCUGACUGUAGAGUGUGAUGUGAGGUCUAGAGCUGCAGUCAACAAGGCAUUUAGUACCCUUCCAGCAGAAUGGCAAAACAUUGCCGUGCUGGUCAACAAUGCGGGACUCGUGAAUGGACUUGACCAUGUGGAGAAGGUUACGGAUGAGGCUAUUGAUGUCAUGCUUGACACUAAUGUCAAGGGAUUGUUAUAUGUGACGCAAGCUGUAUUGCCUGGGAUGAAGGAACGUGGAGCUGGAAACAUUAUAAAUGUUGGUUCUAUAGCUGGUCGUGAAGCGUAUCCAGGAGGUGGAGUCUACUGUGCUUCCAAGCAUGCCGUGGACGCAAUAACAAGGUCAUUGCGAAUGGAACUUAUAUCAACGCCCAUCAAUGUGACUGGCAUUGAUCCAGGAAUGGUCGAAACAGAGUUCUCAGUCGUUCGUUUUGCUGGUGACAAGGCGAAAGCAGACGCUGUAUACAAGGGCGUCGACCCACUAACAGGCACCGACAUUGCCGAAUGCAUCGUAUUCGCAGCUUCUCGCCCCCCACAUGUGCAACUCGCACAUAUGACUGUCUUCCCAUCUGCGCAAGGUGCUGCCACCUUGGUGUAUAGGAGGCCAGAGUGA
Molecule: messenger RNA, 780 nt
Organism: Synchytrium microbalum
Lineage: Eukaryota; Fungi; Chytridiomycota; Chytridiomycetes; Synchytriales; Synchytriaceae
Exons: 9
Coding region: 1-780 (259 amino acids)
Cellular component (GO): cytosol
Molecular function (GO): oxidoreductase activity
Source: RefSeq, a predicted model, not a curated record